AUGCAGGGCUUCUUCAAGUUUGGACUCUUGGCAGCUGCUGCCACGCUUGGUCGUGCUGCGUUCCGUGAGGGAUGCGCUGAUGCAGCUUGGGACUCGACCACAGACUACUUCCUGACCAAGUUUGAGGGCGAUGACUUGCCCUUUUUCCCAACGUACAACAACACCUAUGUCGCAAUCAAGAACCGGCAGCAUAGGUAUGUCGUGCUUCACUGCACAAAGGAGGCUCCUCCGAGGUCCAUUGUUGGAGAUGAUGCCUUGAUCGUCCAGGUUCCUGUCAAGAACGUGGCAGCCCUGGAUGGCUUCUCUCAGAACAUGAUUGAGAUGCUCGGGUUGUCCACGACGAUCAAGCGAACUGGUGUAUACGCGGACGUGACCAGCUCCUGCAUCCGUGGCAAUAUGAUGGACAAGGUGGCGUACGACGAUGACAACUGGGACAAGGCCGAGGAAGUCGAUGUCACAUUCUACGGUGACACGAAGAACUCUGACAGCAAAAAGGUCCUCAUCUACAACACAGGAUUGUAUGCUCCACUGACCCAAUUGGCUUACAUCAAGUUUGUCUCCAUGUUCUACGGUCUUGAGGAGCUCGGCGCCAAGAUUUACGACGAAAUCGCUUCCAACUACCGCUGCGCUGCCGCCAAUGUCCAGCAGGCGAUUCUUGCCGGUGACUACCCCAAGGGUGCCUUCAUCUCUCCCGUGGAGAAGGAUGGCGACAAGUUUACAGUCUUUCAGAGUGCCUGGUGGAGCACACUUCUCUCCGAUGCCGGAUCUCGCCUUGUCAAUGUCUCUGCAGAUGGACAAGCCGCGGCCCAGGGCAAGACCACGCCUGGCUUUGUUUCCAUCAGCGCGAACAGCGACGCCAAUGACUUUGCCAGAAACACCUGGGCAAUCAUUGACACCACCCAGUACGACCAGAUUCCCGGCAAGCAAGCCCCCAAGGAGGCUCCCUCUGCCGUGCGUGUCACUGCGGAUACCUACUCGGCUCGCUCGGGUGCUUCAAAGAACAUUUAUGCUGUAGCAAACAAGAACGUUUACCUUUCUGACAAGGCGUCUAACCGCAACCAGCGCCACAACUUCUUUGACCGCGGCCGUGCUCGUCCGGACCUUGUGAUUCGGGACGUGAUUUCCAUUGUGUCGCCGAAACUGAUCCCCUCGUAUACAAACAACUUUAUCCGCCCAGCCUCGAAUCCCGAUGACACCAUUGCUCUUCGCAGGUACAAGAAUACCUGCGCGGUCCAGGGCAAAGAGAUUGAGACGCUCAACAUGACGUCGUGCGCCAUGCCCGGAUGGGUGACUGGAUUCAACUCGUCUGGUAUCUCGCCCAACGCAUAUGGCCGCACCGAUGAUGUGGAGUCUCUUGCUGUCACAUCAAAGAGCAGCGGUGGUCUCAGUGCCGGAAAGAAGGCCGGUAUUGCCGUUGGCUCCAUUGUUGGAUUCCUUCUUGUAGCUGCGGCCGUGGUCUUUGGCAUCUUCAAGUGGCGCCGCGCCGCUGCCGCCAAGCAGAAGAAGGAGCGCGAGAUGCACCAGGUCGAAAAGGGUUCCAUCACGAGCGAGUGA
Molecule: messenger RNA, 1554 nt
Organism: Beauveria bassiana ARSEF 2860
Lineage: Eukaryota; Fungi; Ascomycota; Sordariomycetes; Hypocreales; Cordycipitaceae
Product: periplasmic binding protein
Exons: 3
Coding region: 1-1554 (517 amino acids)
Source: RefSeq, a predicted model, not a curated record